This is a messenger RNA of Adineta steineri, 513 nucleotides long. NCBI's taxonomy places the organism in Eukaryota, Metazoa, Rotifera, Eurotatoria, Adinetida, Adinetidae. The record is from the annotation of a GenBank genome assembly.
AUGAUCGACGUAAGUCAUUGUUUAAUCUUGUCGACGACAUCAUGUUUAAGUCAUUUUUAUUCAGGAACUAUUGUUACUUCUGACGUGGUCGAAUACUGUAUUCAUGUGACGAAUUUACCCAAUGAUGUUACUGGUGAAGAACUUUCGAAUAUUUUUCGUGUUGAUGUGGGAAAUAUUCUUAUUCGACCUUAUAAUGAAUUACAAAAUCAUUUAGCUGAAAAUCAACGAAUACCUGCGGAAGUUUGGAUUAAAGAUAUUGGAAGCAAGGCAUUUCUUCAAAAAUUAGCCGAGGAAAAGAAUGAAUCUGUUUUACGUGAUUUUUUAAUUCAAUGUCAAGUGAUUCCUGCACCAGUGAAUCAUUUCGAACUGUAUGAAGGUGGUUAUCGUGUACGAAUCAGUAAUUUUCCACCAGAUGCUACUCGAUCGCAAAUCUGCAGCCGUUUGUGGUUAAGAUUCUUUCGAGACUUCACGAAUCUUGUGACCCCAAUGAAAAUGAUCCAUCAGCGCCAAUGA